Messenger RNA from Ostrea edulis (European flat oyster), 4115 nucleotides. Its product is annotated as mothers against decapentaplegic homolog 5-like. The coding region runs from base 187 to 1560 and encodes 457 amino acids. The transcript is spliced from 6 exons. Gene Ontology annotation, biological process: SMAD protein signal transduction; BMP signaling pathway; regulation of transcription by RNA polymerase II. Gene Ontology annotation, cellular component: heteromeric SMAD protein complex. The record is from RefSeq and is a predicted model, not a curated record. Gene Ontology annotation, molecular function: RNA polymerase II cis-regulatory region sequence-specific DNA binding; DNA-binding transcription factor activity, RNA polymerase II-specific; I-SMAD binding. Lineage: Eukaryota; Metazoa; Mollusca; Bivalvia; Ostreida; Ostreidae.
AGCGAAGUAAUUUUACAUGAUAAGUUGGUAAAUCGGUUUCUCGUCGUUCUGUCGCCUAUUCGCUAUACCGUUAAUUUUGAUCGCCAAGUCGGAUAUUAGAUUGAUGGAAAGUUACAAUUAUCAGUUAAUUAUUUACAAGGAUCUCUAAGAAGAUUUUGGUAUCGAUCCAAGAGGAUAUACAUUGGAAUGAGUUCCCCUAUGUCCAGUUUAAACAGUCUAUUCUCGUUCACAAGUCCGGCAGUAAAGAGGCUUCUUGGUUGGAAACAAGGAGAUGAGGAAGAAAAAUGGGCAGAAAAGGCAGUUGACUCCUUGGUAAAGAAACUGAAGAAAAAGAAAGGUGCAUUAGAGGAGUUAGAGAAAGCCUUGAGUUGCCCUGGACAACCAAGUAAAUGUGUUACAAUUCCUAGAUCAUUGGAUGGUCGACUACAAGUAUCCCACAGGAAGGGACUGCCACAUGUCAUUUAUUGUAGAGUGUGGCGAUGGCCAGAUUUGCAGAGUCAUCAUGAGUUAAAACCUUUAGAUAUAUGUGAAUACCCAUUUAGUGCUAAACAGAAAGAAGUCUGCAUUAAUCCUUACCAUUACAAAAGAGUAGAGAGCCCAGUGUUACCACCAGUCCUUGUUCCUCGCUACAGUGAAUUUCCUGCCAAUCAUGGAUCACCACCUUCAUUGCCCCCAUUCCAACAAGCCCCAGAACCAGCAAUGCCACAAAACAUUAGCUUUGACCCUAAUGGCUUUCACCCAUCCCAGGGACCCAACUCUCCUGGUAGCUCAGGACCAGGCAGUCCAUAUGGUUUACCAGCUGGCACACCACCACCAGCCUAUCAACCACAUGAUGACAAUGCCAAUAUGAAUAAUCAAAACAGAAACAACCAUCCACGACCCCACCAUCAACCAAUGGACACAAUGCCAACACCUUCUCAUGGAAACAGAGUUGCAGAUAUGCAGGCAGUUACCUACCAGGAACCUCAGUUCUGGUGCUCCAUUGUGUACUAUGAGCUCAAUAACCGAGUGGGAGAGGCUUUCCAUGCAUCACAAACGAGUAUUGUAGUGGACGGCUUUACUGAUCCCUCCAACAACGCAGAUCGAUUUUGUUUGGGUCUUCUGUCAAAUGUCAACCGCAAUUCAACCAUAGAAAACACUAGGAGACACAUCAGUAAAGGUGUACAUCUGUAUUACGUGGGUGGAGAGGUGUUUGCAGAGUGCCUGAGUGACUCCAGUAUAUUUGUUCAGAGUCGUAAUUGCAAUUAUCACCAUGGAUUUCACCCCACCACAGUCUGCAAAAUUCCUCCAGGCUGCAGCUUGAAGAUCUUCAACAACCAGGAGUUUGCAGCCUUGCUCAGCCAGUCUGUCAACCAUGGUUUUGAAGCUGUAUAUGAACUCACCAAGAUGUGCACAAUAAGGAUGAGCUUCGUCAAGGGUUGGGGGGCAGAGUACCAUCGUCAAGAUGUCACCAGUACUCCAUGCUGGAUUGAGAUUCAUUUGAAUGGCCCCCUGCAGUGGCUGGACAAAGUCUUGACCCAAAUGGGAUCUCCACAUAACCCCAUCUCAUCUGUUUCCUGAUCAUCAAUCCUCCGUCUCUAAAACCAUCCGAUCUCGAGGCCAAAAAAUAUCAUCGGUCACUCAGUGUUGUCAUGUACAUCGAAAUGUCAAGCUAAAAAUGGAGUUGUCCAACUAGAAUUACAACAUUUAUAUGUUAUAUCAGAAUGUUUUGAUACUUAAUUUACUAAUUGUAUAAUUGAUUAAUUUACUUUGCAUUCCAAAUAAGUUUAGUGCUUUAUAUGUCAGAGUUGCCUACCAUUGUCAGCUAUAUUACAUUUAUGUAUCACCGAAUUUGAAGUUGUAUUGUUUUAAAGGGUAAACCGAUCAAACCUUGGAAAUGUUGCAAAGAGUGGCUGAGUUGUGAGAUUUAUUAACAAAGUGAACCAUUAUCGUAAUGUAAGAAAAAAAUGGGGAACUACAGAAUAAGUUAUUUGAAAGAUGAAAUGGUAAAAUAAAUAUGUAUAUAUAUAUUUAACAGUUCUUGUGCAUGUCAGUUGUUGUUUUGUGGGUGUAAACACUAUGCUCCUCUAACAGUCUUUGUAUAACUAACACUAUUUGUUGACACAAAAGCCUUAAGCUUAGAUGGUAGUUAUUAUGAGUAGUAAAAUUAGCCAUGGGGUUUUUUCCUCCAUUACAUUAGAAAUGCAGGGUAAAUUACAGCUGGAUUUAAUUUUGAGAAUGCCAUGCAAUUCUGGUUUAAAUCUAUUAAAGAUUUUGUAGAAAUGUAUUGGAAGAGCUGAAAGGCAUAUGUGAUUGUCAGAUAAAAGAAACCUUGUUAUCACUAAAUUUGACUUAUUUGAGACUACUCUUCUUUUCACUGUUUUUGAUUUGAACAUGAUGCACAUGAGCUAUUUAUGAUCAGUACAUGGUGUACAAGUUCAUAUGAUUUGAUGUCAUAUAGAUAUGAUUUUAAGCAAUUCAUCAGUUCUCCUUAAUGUAUUUAUUAUACAUGGUCUCUUACUUAAGUAUGGUAACUUCUUUGUUUGUUUUUUCUUCAUUUGACAGGAAUAUUAACCCUGUAUCAUCUGCAAUAUUAUGAACAACUAAGUGUAAGAGAUUGUACCCUUUUGUCAAAAGAUUGUUUGUGCAUGUACAUUUGUUUCGUAAAAAAACAACAUAAAAAACACAGGGGGAAAAAAAUAAAAAAUUUGCCAUUUUGAUUUAUUUUCAGCUGCAUAUGAUGCAUAUAGAUGAUUUUUAAGUUCUGCUCAAAGCAUUUAUUUACACAUAUACAUGGAUAUAUAUAAUUUGGUGAAAGAAAUUCAUUUCAAGUUGUUAAAAAAUUUUCCUGACAUGUUACAGAAAGUGCUGAAUUUAUAAUUUUAUAGUCUAUUCCUCACUGAGAGAAACAGCAGGUGAUGUGAUAUAAAAAUAUAUAAUCGCUGUUACAUAAUUACUAUCAAAAGUUGUAGAUUACUUAUUAUAUGCCAGCAUUGAUAUAAAUGAUUGUAGGCAUGGUUAGGGUGAUUCCAUAACUAAAGAAUGGCUUCAACAAGAUCAGUUUUGAAUGACAUCUUUUAUCUGGCUGGGAUUUCUCCACAAAAAAAAAUAUGAAACUAAUGAGUUUGAGUUUUCAUUUAUUUGAGCAGUCAAAAUUUGAGUAAAAUCUUGAGACUGCAUCUAAGUUUCAACUUAAGUUUAUUUCAAGAAAUCCGGGCCUGGUGUCUGAUAAGUAAUGUACGUCUUGAUCAGUUGUAGGACAUUGUUUUUCUUGGGGAGUAUUUCACUAGUGAAUUGGGUGAUUUGUGCUGAUUUGCAACAGACCCCAGGUCUGCUUCAUAAAAAGCUGAAAAUUGUGAGUUUUUUAUUGUUGAAUUUUUUUUUAAUGUUAUUAUAUAUGAAAAAUUAAAAAAUAGGUUGUAUUUUAUCUAUAUAUAUAUAUAUCACAUUUUAAAAGAUUUUGCGCUGUGCUUUUCAUUGAAGAGGUGUAAUAUUUUGUUGAUGAAUAUUGAUUUCUAUAUAAUGCAGCUUGUGACUGAUUUGUAGUACUACUGUAUUGUUUGUGAAAAUGAGAAUAAGAUAACUGUCAUGUUUAUACUGUCCUAUCAUUGUCAUGUUGUUCAUCAGGGGAGAACAGUUUUUCAUUUUUGAAGUAACUUUUUGUGUAUCAAUAACAGGUGAUUUUAUGAAGAUGAUAAGAAGGCAGCCUAUGUUUAGAUCUGACCAUGCCAUAAUAAUAAGUUCAUGAUUUAUGAUAACAGAAAUAUUUUCAAUGAUAUCAAGUUAUCAACACAAUUUUUGCGUUUGGUAUCAAUGUUUGAACAAAUGGCUUGACUUGUGACACACCAGGAAUCUCCUCGGGCAGUGAUAUAUCAUCUCCAUUUCUUUACUUGUACCCAUUUAUUAGAUUCCGUGAACAUAACUAAUUUGUCCAUAUUGACUUUCUCUGUGCAAUCCAUAUAUUUUCAGAUCAGUCGGAACUUUCUAUUUUGCCAUGGAUACAUAGUUUUACAACUUGUAGGGGUCACCAGUAUUGAUGUGACAACUGCCUUUUUUCCCUGCUUUUAGCUAUCACUGCAUGUAUUGGUAUACUGCUUCAGAUGUCAUCAGCUGCAUAAUAAAAGAGAACUUCUUAA